GAAGAAGAAGAAGAGGAGGAGGAGGAGAAGGAGAAGGAGAAGAAGAAAGAAGAAGAAGAAGAAGAAGAAGAAGAAGAAGAAGAAGAAGAAGAAGAAGAAGAAAGAGAGAGAGAGAGAGUAGUCUCCAUGCUCCUCUACAGCCGGGAAGACAAAGCGAGGGCGAAUUAG
Molecule: messenger RNA, 168 nt
Organism: Crotalus tigris (Tiger rattlesnake)
Lineage: Eukaryota; Metazoa; Chordata; Lepidosauria; Squamata; Viperidae
Product: troponin T, skeletal muscle-like
Exons: 3
Source: RefSeq, a predicted model, not a curated record